AUGACCCCGCAGAAAUGGACUAUCACAGAGAGGGAUAUACCACCUAUUGAAACGCUAUGCGAGCUCCUUGGACUCAAGGGUGUACCGGACGAGCAAACUGUGGAUUUCAUGGGGGCUACUUGGGAAUUUCUUCAUUCCUACGAAUUCCUGGAUGGCAUGGACUCCGAGAAACUACUUGAUUGGAACAUGCCUACGAUAUCCAUAGAGCUGAGAGAAAUGGCCACAGCCUUUCUUUCGGAUCAAAAAUGUGGUGAGCGAUACUGGGGCGGCGGAAGAACUUGGUCUGCGGAUGUUUUGCAAUACCCAGAGGAUGAAGAUAGAAUUAUUGAGCUAUUGAUGCAGCUCUUUUGGAGGCAGAAUAAGCAGACUUUCGACCUGGCAGAUCGAGGGGACCAAGCGGGGCAUCCGUCAAGGGAUCAUAUCGCUGGGAUUAACGAAGAUAUCCAACGCCGUAGACCGACAUCAAGGUCGAGUACAAUCAGAAAUGAAGCUCCCUUUGCACAAACAAGUCAUCAUAACAGGGAGGGGAAAUUAGUUUCGAAACCAUCACCGUCUGGUGGUAAUGUUUUGGCGGAGAAUGCAGAUGCAUUUGACGGCCCUGAGGAUCUGGAUGCAGACAUCAGAGACGCGAUGGAAUACCUUUCGAGAGAUGACCACGUACUUGUACCGUGUCGACCGGAAACACCACCAAGUGAAGUCAAUACCCGAAAGAGAAAAGCCCCUACUUCCGAUGGGCCGAGACGUUCACUUCGAAAAAGGAAUACUGUUCAGUACAAUGUUGGAAAUGAAUCAUCAUCUCGAUCAUCUGACGGAAGUUCCAGGGAGUCUCUCGAGCCUAGUAUCGAGCGACAUGAGGAUUCCAGUCAGGAUUCGGUUGUCGAAAUUAUCUGUCCAGGAGACACAGUUGCGACUCGAAACAUGACUUCUGAAAUGUUUCAUGCCUUGCCUUCAAUAAUAAUUAGUCAGAAAGCUCCAAGAACUUCAACGAGUGUUCCUACUGCCAAAGGGACAAAGACAUCGAUACCGAACGAACGGAUGCCCGGACCAUCUUGUUCGCCGAAUGCGAAAGGGAGGGGCAAGACCAUGUCUAGAUCAGCCGAUACCCCUUCAACGAAUUCUCCAGCGCCAGGACGCAAAGUUUUGAAAUUGAAGAUGCCGUUACAGAUGCCAAGUAUCAAAGCAGUAUCAAAACCUUUGGGAAAGAAAGUCCCUGCAGCAAGGCGAUUACAGACACCUCCAACUCGAGCUACGGGUAAUAUCAUAAGGGGAUCUUUUGCAUCUCCUGGCGGUAACAUCACUUCACUUCAUCACUCACCACCACUAAGUCCAACGAUCGAACCAUUUCACCCGCCGCCGCUUACUCCCGCAGCCCGAUCAAUGCCAACCCCAACAUCGCUGCCCCGCCCUCCAGCUGCCGAUAUUGUACCAGUGUCUAUGUCAACAUUUGAGUUCUCGGCCCCGGAGGUACGCAUCUGGGUAGUCGAAUUCUCACCAAAAUGCUCAGAAGAGUGGCUACAAGGGGUUCGGCUGGCCGGGAUAUCGCUCUGGAACUUCCUCACUAGCAUUGCAGAGCUUCUUGGCCGGUCAGUUGAUGAUAUACAGAAGAUCAAGAUGACACUUGAGAUGCCGAUGCUGAAUACUAAGAUUACUGUCAAGAAGGGUCAAGAAGAUGUCUGGGAAGAUGCGAAAAAUAUUUUCGCUGAGAGGUUGAGUUUGCAGGGUGGGGAUGGGAGGCUGGACACGUGUAGGAUUUCUGUGGAACCUGUUUGGGAAGAGCGAAAGGUGGAUGUGUGGGAGGACGUGGAUGAUGGUGAGGGUGGAGAUGGGCUUUAUGAUGCUUGA
Messenger RNA from Cadophora gregata, 1842 nucleotides. RefSeq lists its product as uncharacterized. The transcript has 3 exons. NCBI's taxonomy places the organism in Eukaryota, Fungi, Ascomycota, Leotiomycetes, Helotiales, Ploettnerulaceae. Bases 1 to 1842 code for a protein of 613 amino acids. The record is from RefSeq and is a predicted model, not a curated record.